GUCGCACACGCGCCAGUACCUCACAGAGUUACGUAGCAGUCAAUGACAAACUUUUCCCAAAUAUGCGACAUAAAUCGAUUUUUAUUUUAAUCAUAGCCAUUACUCUAGUGUUUAUGAUUUUGAGCAUUGACGAAGCAGAGGGAAAAAAGAUUCAAAGGACGGGCCGAAAACAUUCUGCUAACAGACGCAUCAUUCCUGCAGUUCCAGUGUCUAGAGCAAAGAAGAGCAGAAGAUUAAGUGUAGUGAAGUGCUGCGGAACGUUUUCAUGCACAAAUGGACAUAAAUCUACGGCAAAGGGUUCCUCAAAAACUAAAGCAAACGAAACAAUAAUAACAGAUGGAGACGUCGUCGAAAAUGAAGCAGUGGAAAACCCAAACCCGGAAGUGACUGACAAGCCAGCACUCGAAUCAAAUGCAGAAGAAUCAAGCACGGCAGCUGAAACCGCGGCACCGCAGCCAGGAGCGGAAACCUCAGAGAUGCCAGCGGCGACAGAAGCUACGCCUGAAGUUUCGUCUGAUGGUAAUGGAGUGGCUGAGGCGACCACAGAGCAGGAAACGAGUGGAAGUACGAUUGGAAGCACUAUUGUAAAUACGGUUGGAAGUGAGGUGGCGACAUCAACAACAACACCAACGACUGAAAAAGCGAGUUCCUUGUCAGACGCCAUGUCCAGCACCUCAACAUCAAAAAUUUUGACUACUACAACCACUGCAACAACGGUUGAAGAAAACCCGCCGAUAUGCAACACUUCCUUCCAAAGAGAUCCUGCUGCUUUUGGGAACGCGGGAACAGUGAAUGAACCAGAAAAGUACGGGUUUUGGGAGCAGGCGUGUGACCAACAGUUUGUUUUUGGAAAAUCUCUUGUGACUUGGGAGGAAAAUUUCAUUAGGUGCUACAAAAUAGGAAUGGAACCGUUGACACUAGAAAGUAUUGCUAAACAAGAAUGCUUCACUCAGUUGGCUUCAGUGUGGAAAUAUGGCUCAAACUAUUGGACCGCCGGAUACAGCAAAGGUGCAGAUUUUUCAUGGUGUGCUAAAAACGGUUCGGUUUUGGUGGAUAAGGCAAAAGUUCCGUGGGCCUCUGCCCAACCAGACAACGCUAACGGUGGCGAAUUCUGUCUCAGUUUGAGUGUAGUGAAAGCGAACGCUUCGUUGCAAGUCUCUGACCAAAGCUGCUCCUCUUUAUAUCUAUUUGCAUGCCAGGGCACGCCAACUCCAGCUCCUGCGUGCUCGGCGCCUGUUUGUCCAAAUUUUACUUGCACCAAAAAUCCCUCUCUUUACACAAGUGAUUCAAAUUCAAAGCAAUAUUUAGCUGAUCCAUCUUAUCACGGAAUUUGGUUCAAUAACAAGGGGCGAAAAUAUCUUUUCAGCUACGCAAAUAAUACUCGGACUUACCUUGGAGCAAUUCAGGCUUGUUGUGCAAUUGGAAUGAAUCUGCUCAGUCUGGAAUACGACUACAAAUACCAAUCGAUACUCGCGGCUGUCAAAAAUAAAAUGGUUACGCCAGACACUUUUUGGACCUCGGGCACAAAUCGCGGUUGCCAGUCUACCUUUGGUUACUGCACAGCGAAGCGUUUAGUACGGAAAGAGGCAAUCUGGGCAAGGGGUGAACCAAAUAAUUACGGAGGCGUUGAAAACAGCAUAGGAGUUGUUUUAAACACCUUCAACGGUGCCCAGCUGAAAGAUUUGAACGAAAACACCACGUUUAGGUUCAUUUGCGAGGUUCGAGAAUCUGCAAAUGCUACCUCUGGGGGAGGUCCUAUUCGAGAUGAAUGCUCGUCUGCUUAUAACGUUACUCAAAACGAAAUUGAUAAUUUGUUAUCUAAUACAAGCAACUUUGAUAUUAGAAUUAAGUGCUUCUUAAGGUGUCUAGGGGACAACGCUGGCUUGAUGGUUAAUGGCAAAUUUGUUGAAAAUGAUGUUCUGGUCAUUCUGGAGAAUAUGGCGGCUGGAAACACAAACGAGUUGCAAAAAAACAUGAACAUUAUGGACGAGUGCUCGAAUUCUACAGCCGGAAUGGACGAGUGCGACAAAGCGGCACAAAUGAUCAAGUGCAGCAACGAUAAAGCGCCAGACGUGUUGAACGGCGUCAUCGCGGCCGUGGACAAUUCGACCCCAGUCGUCAAGUCCGAAAACUUCCCGCAGGCACAAUGUCCCGACCCAAACAGUUGCGCCGUUAAUACUAAUUUACAGCAACAAUACCAGAAUUGCACGACUAAUGCUUCCAUUACCAAUGGAUAUGUUCGAUUUCUCUGUGGUAAAAAAUACCUCAACUACGGUGUAUUUGUUAAUUUUACUGAAGCAUUUAGAAUUUGCUGCAUUUAUGGACUAAAAUUGGCAUCUAUUGAUAGUGUGGAUGAACUGAAUUGUCUUUCGCAACUAAGCACUCCUGUUUCUGUGACGUCGUCUUGGGUGGCCGCGAGCAAGAUCGGCAGCCCUUUCAACCCGCGCUGGUGCACUUCAAACGUGCAGUUUACUUUUGAAGGCUACGCAGCUGUAUAUGAUGCACCUGAUCCCGCUAAGGAAGCUUAUGCAAUAAUUCCUACCAGUAAGAACAUCCAGUCUUUUAAUCUGAGCAUGAACCGAUAUGCACUUUGUGUAUGA
Molecule: messenger RNA, 2600 nt
Organism: Neocloeon triangulifer
Lineage: Eukaryota; Metazoa; Arthropoda; Insecta; Ephemeroptera; Baetidae
Exons: 25
Coding region: 63-2600 (845 amino acids)
Molecular function (GO): odorant binding
Source: RefSeq, a predicted model, not a curated record